AGUUAUCAAAAAUUGGAAAGUUAGCUUGACUGUUGUUGAUACUAAACUUGUUAUCUUUCGUCUUCCAAUAUUCAUAUUUCAAAUGUUGCUCUUAUUGAUAAACAAAAGUGAAAAUCCUAGACUGAUAACCCAUCACAAUUUUAUCACACUGAACCAUGUUUUGAUAGAAAUGUUAGAUUGCUCUGUUAAAAAUACACUUCACAACAGAGCUGCGACUUUGUUUUUAAGUCAACAUAGUUUAAUGAAUACAGUUGAAUAGAAAUUACAUUUUAAUCACUUUAAUUUAUUGUGGAAGCAAACAAAGAUUAUUAUUUAUGGAACUGCGUCUAGAUUUUUAAUUCUGUAUGGUUCGCGGACUACACGACAGGGCAGAUCGUUAUGUUAGUGUUCAGUUUCGUCAAAAAAUAAAAACUAGUUUUAAAAUUAAUUUCAUGAAUACGCCAUCGCUUAAUGAAAUUUGCAUAAAAUGAAGAUUAACAAAAGCUUGCUGCCUGUAAAGGCGCAUUUCUUCUUUUUCUUCGCCGCCCUGGGGCCGCUGUUGCCGCAAAUGAAUGUGUUCGGGCGGCAACUGGGAGUCACGCCCGCAGCGAUGGGAAUCGUGACGGCGAUUCUGCCCCUGCUGUGGGCGACUGCGAAGCCACUCUUCGGCUACGUUGUAGAUUAUUGGCCGGCGCACAGGAAGCUAGUAUUCAUGCUGCUAAUAUCGGUUAUGACCGGCUCGUACUGUUGCCUCUGGUUCUUGCCCACCCCGGAAACCGUCGAGCCGCCCCUCCUGGAAUACGUUUAUAAACUGGAAACCGUUGAUUUGAGACGAAACGAUCAGUCCCUGAACCUAGAAAAGUACACGUGCCACUGGAAUUGUACUCCGGGAACGUUCGAUGUGUACCUGCGGAACACGACCCUUAUCGAUACAGCAUACUUGGACAGUGACGUCACGAAUUCGACCUGUCUGACCCUGAACAUGGACUUAAGCGAAGUCCGAGACGGGCAAGUGAAGUGCACGCCCAGAGACGGCUGCGAUUUGUUGUGCUACGAAAAGGGAUUGAAUCGAGUCAAAAGAGAGAUAUCAGGUUCCACUAAGAAUUUGGUUGACGUUAACGAGAAGAUCUCUGGUGAUUCUUCUGUUGAAACGGGGGGAGGAGGUAGCGUCUAUGUGAGUCUUACGUUUUGGGCGUUCGUGGUUCUGAUGAGUCUGGGUACAGUGGCGUUUAAUGUGGCCAAUUGUAUCGGUGACGCCGUGUGCUUCGACGUGCUUGGUCCAGAUCGAGGAUCGAAAUACGGUGCCCAACGAGCUUGGGGCACUAUCGGAUAUGGGGUGACGGCCCUGCUGGGAGGUUGCCUGGUGGAUAUGGUAUCUGAUGGCAAGUACAAGGACUACACGCCGGCGUUCGUGAUAGCCCUAAUUGCGACCGGCAUCGAUCUUUAUAGCUGCAGAGCGUUGACGCUACCCUCAUUAUCGAGCCCCACCGAUUCCGGUGCGGCAUUACGUUCUGUACUGCGGAUACCGAAGGUGAUUGUGUUCAUAGUGUUCGCCGUACUGGCGGGCACAUUCGACAGCUUCAUAAUCUAUUACAUGUUCUGGUUCCUGGAAGAAUUGGCCGAGGAAACCGGUUCGAUUGCUACGAUAAAGCUCAUCGAGGGCGUGGUGGUAGCCGCGCAGAGCUUCGUCGGGGAGCUUCUGUUCUUUUUCUGUUCAGGUAAAAUAAUAAAGCGCUGGGGCUACGGAACGACGCUGACGUUUUCAUUGUUCUGUUACGGAAUUAGAAUGGCGUUGAUAUCGUUCAUUCGGAAUCCGUGGCAAUUGGUGUUGAUAGAGGGGAUUAUGCAAGGCCCGACAUAUGCCCUUUGCUACGCUACUAUAGUCGGGUACGCGGCUCAUGUGGCCCCGGACGGUUACUCGGCGACUGUCCAGGGCAUAGUGGCCGGCAUGGACGACGGCGUGGGUUUCGCCCUGGGAUCGCUGCUAGGCGGACAACUGUACGGUUCGAUGGGCGGUCGAUAUUCGUUCCGAGUGUUCAGCGUAUUGGCGGUGAUCGCGGCCGCCCUGCACGCCGCAAUGUUCUUGGAAUUCGAUCGGGCUGCAGAUUCCUGUUGGACGAAUGACGAUGGUGAUAAGCCGAAGGUGACUCGGUUCGUUGGUAGACGCCAAUCAGAAGUGGAUGAAGACUGUGAUGAUUAUAAUUAUGAUGAUGUCGUAACGCCUGAUGAUUUAGAGGAAUACCAGGAUUCAGACACGCGAGAUUGCGAUGAAAACAUACAAAUAGAAACGGUAUAUUGUUAUGAAGACGAUUCCACUUGUUAUGUUGAUAAUAAUAAUGAUGAUGAUGAUUGAGAAAAUAUAUUUUUGACAAAAAAAAAUACUUUUUUUUUCUACCUAAGCUGAUGGUCUAAAGAGAUCAUGUCAGUGUCGCCGGGCUAGUAGGUGAGCUCACGGGGCUCAAACCUAUAGUUUGGACAGCCCUGACCUAGUUGAUUGAGUAUCAAUGGUAGCCCCAUUACACAAACCAAAACGCGUGAUCGCUUCGUAGCAGAAGUAAACAGAGUGGUGGUACUUACUCGUGCGGGCUCACAGGACACACCUUUUUUUCGACCUAAGCUGAUGGUCUUGAGAGAUCAUUUCAGCGUAACCUUAACUAGUAGGUGAGUUUACGGGGCUCAAACCUGACGACGUUGCUAACACGAACCCUAGCAAGAGCAGUGCUUCGUAGAAUCUACCACCGGAUCGGAAACGCGACCCACUGAGAAGAUCCGGCGAGAAACUCAGUGGACUGUGUCUGUGGGUUAAUUUACUCGUCGAGUCCUUCGUCGCAAGCGACGGGUUCGACGAGGACUAUGACCGGUGCUUGAGGUACCUGAAAGCACCGUUAAUGGAUCGGGAGGAUCCGUAAUGACGUGUUUAGGGCGAUGUCGACUGUUUACCAUUCGGUCCGCAGGAUCGGGUAUAUAAUUUCUGGCGGCCACGACAAGAGGGUUCUCGUGUUGUGUUGUCUGUCUCGGAUAUACUUAACAUCCGUUCUGAAUAACUGAACUUUUUACUGGUGGUAGGACUUCUUGUGAGUCCGCACGGGUAGGUACCACCACCCCGCCUAUUUCUGCCGUGAAACAGUAAUGCGUUUCGGUUUGAAGGGUGGGGCAGCCGUUGUAACUAUACUGAGAGCUUAGAACUUAUAUCUCAAGGUGGGUGGCGCAUUUACGUUGUAGAUGUCUAUGGGAUCCAGUAACCACUUAACACCAGGUGGGCCGUGAGCUCGUCCACCCAUCUAAGUAAUAUAAAAAAACCUGACGUGCUGGAAUGAAAUGUUUUUUUUUCCAUUUCCCCUCGGUAUGGCCACUGCCGCCGUGCAAAACAGGCUGAUUUAUAUUUAUCGGUCAUCAAAAACAAAUGUGGCGCUUACGCUAUUAAUAUCUGAAGCGCUCGAGUAUUUCUUUGUUGGAUUUUUUGACGUGAUAACGUCUUGUUUUUUUUAAGGGAUUUUAUGUCCUGGUAGCUAAGACCUUUAAGUCAUGUCUCAUUUUAAUUUAUAUUCAUAUUUAUAUGAAAAAUGAUAUUAUAGAGUGAAAUGAAAUGAAGAUGAUUAAUUUGAGACAGUAAUCGACUGGGAUGAAAUUAAAUGAGAUGAGAUGAAUGGGAUGAAAUAUAAUCUCAGUAAAAUGGUGGUCAUUUACUAAGAUUUUUUCAGAGGACUUUUUGGAGGAUCCCGAGAAGUUACGUCCAGCGGCUUUGUUUUAUUUUCCCACAUGUGUGCACUUUCACAGAUAUCAAACAGUUAAUAAACCACCAUUAUUACACAUUUAAACCUGAAGAAACACUAAAUAGACAAAACAAAACAAAUCACACAACUUCACUCCUCGCGUUCCCGCCAAAAAGUCUGAUAACGUCUUGUAAAUCGGUGAACACCGGCUGUACGCUCGAAAAAGUGUCACGUUCCGCCCGAGUUUGAGCGUGUAAACGAGAGCGCGGAACAAACGAUAGAUAGGCAAGAUCCGCCCAAGUGUUGGCUUGUGACACAUUCAUCUCUCUUCUCGCGUGACGUCAUAACUAGCAGUUCGAAUAUUUCCGCUACUGGCGUUAUCACGUAAAACUAUCGUCCGUAAAUCGACCUAACAGACAACCAAUAUUAUUUUUAAGCUAUUGCAUAGAUUUUAUCGCGGGCCUUGAGCGCGGCGACCGAAUCAUGAAAUUCCGCAACGAAAAAAACCUUCCACCCCCCACUCCGCCUACCAUGUAGCUCGCGUUCAACACAUUCACACGUUGCGCUUGUGUAGUGUUUGUGAAUAAGCGCGCGGCGUGACGUCGCACUGCAUGCGCAUCAUGAAAAGUCUGCCCAUCUCUCUCUCGCGCGGUCUAGCUUAUGAGUGUGAAGGGGACAGUUAAGGUUUUGCUUUUAUUAAUGUUUCAUAUAGCGUGGUCUUGUUUUAUUAUUGUUUUAAUAUUAAAUUAUCAUUGUCUAAUUAUAAUUGUAUAAGUUGAUAAAAAAUGCUAUGCAAUAGCUUUACCGCGGCAGUUCCCGAGUGCCACACGCUUUUUUGUACAUUUUUGAAAAAUUAGCAUCUAAUCUUAACAAUCCAAAAGGUCUCCGCGAAGUUCGGAUAAGUCAAUACCUAUUUAGCUUCUUGGGCUCCCCAACUGUCGUGUGUCAUAUUUUAUGAAAUGUUAAUCUUUGUUGUUGUUUAAAAUGUUUUUUAUUUACAAUUUUUAUUAAUUUUAGUAGCAUAGGCAUCCCUGAUAACAUUGGCUUGUUAUUGACUGAAGGAGAGUUCGCAUAUACGCAGUGCUCACAAGCGCUGACAUAUUGGCGAUCAGGCGUUAUUAACGCUGUCUAUAUUGAAUUGAUAUUUGACGAUAUAGUGAAAGUGAAGUCGUCGUGGACUAAAGGAUAAGACGUCCGGUGCAUUCGUAUGUAGCGAUGCACCGCUGUUCGAAUCCCGCAGGCGGGUACCAAUUUUUCUAAUGAAAUACGUACUUGACAAAUGUUCACGAUUGACUUCCACGGUGAAGGAAUAGCAUCGUGUAAUAAAAAUCAUCACAUGUAAUAAAAACCAAACCCGCAAAAUUAUAAUUUGCGUAAUUACUAGCGGCAGGACCUCUUGUGAGUCCGUGCGGGUAGGUGCAAUUAAGUAUGAACUGACUUGCAAUAUUUUUUUUUAUAUUGUAGCUUGUUUGUUUUUUUAUUGAAAUUUGGAACUGGAGUACAAUUGCGCACUCACGUAUUAUUAUUGUGUUCAUUCUUAGACAUAUCGACGCUUGAAAGAAAAACGUGACUAAGCGACAAUAACUGCCUUGUACAUAAAUGAUAGGCAAUAACCAUAUUCGAUGCGUAAAAAAUAUAUAUUUCUAGGUCUAUUAAAAUCAUUUCAAUCCUACAGCUAGAUUCGUUAAAAUAUAAUUUUUUUCAGAUAUUUCAACUUUAUUAUUAGUCUACUGUAAAGUUCACGCAUUGUCGCUUAGUCAUGUUUGCCUUUCAAGCGUCGAUAUGUAUAUAAAUAUAGUUGGAUUUUUUCUUUAUUACAAUGAAUUCAAAUUCAAAUUCAAAUUCGUUUAUUUCAACUUAGAUGUCAGUAUAACACACUUGUUGAAUGUCAAAAUAUAAAUAACAAUGUUAACUCUACCACCGGUUCCAAAAAAAGCCACAGUCCUGAGAAGAACCGGCGGAACAAACUCAGCGAGUUUUUUUUUGUAAAAAAAUAUAUUUGAGAAAAAUCUCAUUUUUAUUUUAUUUUAAAUAACUAGAUUUGCAAUAAACGAAAAAACAAGUCAAAAAUACAAUUACAAAAUAAUAGGUAAUAAUAAUGAAAAAUGAAAAGGCCAGGAGCGAGCGCCUCAUUCCCACGUAGUGCCAUCUAGUAGAUAAUCCUUAACUUUAUAAUACGCCUUGUUGCACAAACGUUCCUUGACAGUUUUCUUAAAUCUAUGAACAGGUAGUAGUUGAAUUAUUUUAAAGCACAAAUAUGAGGGUAGUUAUGUUUAAGUUUUCGAGGGUACAUAUCGAAGGGUGAAAGGGUAUUCGUACUAAGCGACAUAUCACUUAAUAAUUCACAUACAUUUAUUUUUGUAAUUAAAGGUGCAUUUUAUUUGGUAUUAGCAUCAACAGUUCAAUGUUCUUAAUUGAACUUCAAUUAAGUUUACCCCGUUCUAACAGCUGAAGAAGUUUUCUCGCUCUGGCCGUCAUACAUUUACAUUAGUCCAGCGAGGGCGCAUUAAGAAUCGAUCGGGGACGCCGCGUUGCCGACCUCUAGUCUAGAGAGAUCAUGUUAGCGUCGCCAGGCUAGUAGGUGAGCUCACGGGGCUCAAACCUGAUGUUGUUGCUAACACUGGCCCUAGCAAGAGCAGUGCUUCGCAGAAUCUACCACCGGAUCGGUACCUAUAGAAUUGAGACGUAAGAACUCAUUUGUAAACGUGGGUAGGUUUAACGCUGUUGAUGUCUGUAGGCUCUAGUGACCACUGAACAUGAGGUAGGCGGCGAAAUCUUUCGUUUAUUUAGUUAAAUAAUAAAUUCAUUGAAAUUAUGUUGAUUUUGUCACCACAAUUCUAGUUAUAAGUACAUUUUAUGUAUGGUUAAUGUUGAACAAAAAAAAAAUAAACAGUUUUGAUACUUA
Molecule: messenger RNA, 6597 nt
Organism: Bombyx mori (domestic silkworm)
Lineage: Eukaryota; Metazoa; Arthropoda; Insecta; Lepidoptera; Bombycidae
Product: major facilitator superfamily domain-containing protein 6
Exons: 11
Coding region: 467-2332 (621 amino acids)
Cellular component (GO): membrane
Molecular function (GO): transmembrane transporter activity
Source: RefSeq, a predicted model, not a curated record